Carya illinoinensis is the source of this 1300-nucleotide messenger RNA. RefSeq names its product formin-like protein 14. Lineage: Eukaryota; Viridiplantae; Streptophyta; Magnoliopsida; Fagales; Juglandaceae. The record is from RefSeq and is a predicted model, not a curated record. Bases 511 to 984 code for a protein of 157 amino acids. The transcript has a single exon.
CAACCCCCCCAACAACCACCUCUUUACACGUUCCAUUCAAAUUUCAAUCAAUGCCUUGCAACCCCCCGCUUGACCCAUUCUUCUGAUUCCUCGCAAAAAUACAAAUAAAAAAAGGAAAUUCCAUAUACAAACCCUAUCCAGAUUCCUUCAUGUCCCUAGUAUCACGAAUUCCACCAAGUUUGGUUCGGAAAUCCGUCAUUCAAGACCAGACCCAUUUGAUCAAUUUUUAUAGAAUCAUCCGAUACAAGAUAUCAACCACUUAGGACCAAACCCAUUUGGUUGAUUUUGAGACACAAAAUCAUACUGACCCAGAUUCAAAAAACAAUUUCAAUGUUCAGUCCUUAGCCUCUUUGGUAAAUUGGUAGGCAAGGCUCCUGGAUUCAUAGCUGAAUAGGAGAAAUUUAGUCGUUUGGGAUUGGACCCAAAUGGAACAAGGUUCUAGAAGUCCUAAUCCAAGUCCCAAUUAAGAAAAACUCAUUUUUUUCGUAGUUCUGUUCUUGUUGUUAUUCCAUGGAAAUACCACUAUCAGUCUUGGUGUUCCAAAUCUUUGGCUCUGCCAUAAGCAUUCUUGCUCUCCUUGCUGAAUCGCAUCCACAAAAUGACGUAAACAUUCCCGCAAUACGUUCACUUGUGUCGCGAAUGUCGCCUCCGCCGCCAUCACCUCAUUUGCCAAUUUUACCGACUUCUGUGUCGAAUAAUCGUUCAAAACCACCGGCUCCACUGCCUCCUCCGCCGUAUCCUCGUUUACGACCACCAUCUCCACCACCACAAGAUAGGUGGUGGAGAAAGGACAAUAAAGGGUCCAAUUAUCGCCAAAGAAAGCUGCCACCUUUGCCUCCGAAAAAAACUAUCAAUACAGGGAAGAAGAUUGGGCUUUUGUUCGUGGUUAUCGCUGCGAUCCUCCAAAUUGGUGUGGUGGGGUUCUUGGCUUUCAAGAGAAGACAGCUUCUGAAGCUCAGGGACAGUUACGAGACCAGUUCUUGAAUUGAAAUUUAGGUGAUGUCAGUUUCCUCAUCGAUUCUUAUUUCGGCGGCACGCAUUGUGAUUUGGACUUUACAUCAGAUUGGAAGUCUUUGUUCAGCUUAAAUAGUUGAGGGGUAUUUAUCGGAUUUAGAUUCUUUGGUGGGUGGUGGAAGGAUAUGAGUUGCAGGUUGAUUGGAAAACAUCGGGCAUUUGUAAAUGUGGUAAAUGCUGAUUAGAAUUUACUUACAUAUUUUUCUCUCUGAGUUCCUGUUUAUCACUUUGUUAUUUGGUUUAGACUACACGGCUGAUGAUUGAUAUUAGAGGAGCCUAUUUUUUA